Archocentrus centrarchus (flier cichlid) is the source of this 1371-nucleotide messenger RNA. RefSeq lists its product as uncharacterized. Lineage: Eukaryota; Metazoa; Chordata; Actinopteri; Cichliformes; Cichlidae. The transcript is spliced from 6 exons. The record is from RefSeq and is a predicted model, not a curated record. Bases 16 to 1371 code for a protein of 451 amino acids.
CAGGUUUGGAGCAUCAUGGGAUCCACACUGAGACUCCUGCUUCAGCUGCUCCUGCUCUCACUGGUGUCUGCUUCUCAUUACUUUGGAGGAACCACGACCUUCACCUACAAAGGAAAAAACCCUGAUGGAUCAUUUAAGGUGGACAUUCGGGACAGAGACACAUAUGACGGAUGUUACUACUCCCUCUACUGGUAUUGUUCCAACAGCAACUGUGGCUAUCCCUUCAGUACACAGAGAAAAAUACUGGACAGCAGCACCAGUGCUCCGAUGUACAACAGACAAUGGUGUGAAGCUGAGACCGUUACCACGCGGGUUGUCUGGGACAACAAACCUUUUCAAAUGUGGGCAAGUAGCUGCUGCUGGGUCCACAACAUUUACUAUGGUUGGGGCCACUCAUGGACAUUGAGCACUCUUGUUGAUCUGGGAGAAAGAUCUGACACUAAACAACCAAACAGAUCACCAGAGAUUGCCAUCCUUCCUUUCCUAAGAGUUCCUCAGAACUGCCCGCGGACAUACAGGCUGAUGUCCUUUGAUCCUGAUGGGGACAAAGUCAGAUGCAGAUAUGGAAAUCCAGGAAGUCAGGAGUGCGCCGAAUGUAUCCAAAAUCCAGGCUUCCACUUGGACCAGGACUCCUGCACACUACACUACCAAAACACUAAUGCCGACCCCAGCGUUCGUUCAUUUGAGAUAGUGGUGGAGGAUUUCCCACAAGGACACAUCAGUCUGAACUACACAGACGGUUCCCGAUCCUACAGGUCUCCACUGUCUGCAAGGAGGAGGAAACGACAGGUCACAAACCCAUGGUACACAGAAACUACAACUCCAGGGUGGGAGUAUCCAUGGGAUCCAGAGAUUAUAACUCCAGAGUGGGAGUAUCCAUGGGAUCCAGAGACUACAACUACACUCAGAACCACUACUGCAGCAGAAACUACAACUACACUCAGCCCCACUACUGCAGAAGAAACUACAACUACACUCAGAACCACUACUGCAGCAGAAACUACAACUCCAGGAGACUACAACUACACUCAGCCCCACUACUGCAGCAGAAACUACAACUACACUCAGCCCCACUACUGCAGAAGAAACUACAACUACACUCAGAACCACUACUGCAGAAGAAACUACAACUACACUCAGCCCCACUACUGCAGAAGAAACUACAACUACACUCAGCCCCACUACUGCAGAAGAAACUACAACUACACUCAGCCCCACUACUGCAGAAGAAACUACAACUACACUCAGCCCCACUACUGCAGAAGAAACUACAACUACACCCAGAACCACUACCACAGAAGUGACUACAACUAUCCCAUGGUGGUGGACUACCAGAAUACCUUUGCAGGCCACCACUCCUCCCCUCAGUAA